Messenger RNA from Eufriesea mexicana, 2115 nucleotides. It is a transcript of the gene Hb, whose product is annotated as hunchback. Lineage: Eukaryota; Metazoa; Arthropoda; Insecta; Hymenoptera; Apidae. The record is from RefSeq and is a predicted model, not a curated record.
AUGAGAGGGAAUUGGGACGCGGCGGAGCCUUUGGUACACGCGCCAAAUCAGCAACGGCAGCAACAGCAACAAACCAUUGUCGAAGAGCAACGCCAUCCCCUCCAUUCGCCAACCACGCCCGCUUGGGGUAUCGCCGAUAGGAUCGUGAAAGAGGAACCGAGCGAAGACAAAAACAACGACUCAGGUGUGUCACCUGACCACUACACGAGCAACUCUGUGUCACCUAGAAGCAGAAGAUCGUCGUCCACGGCAAACUGCAGCCUGUCGCCGGGUAGCGCGACCUCGCAGGACUCGAAUAACAUGCAGUGCAGCACGUUCGACUACAGUCCGCAGAGUAUGUUCGAGUACACGAGGCAUCACGCGAUGGACGAGCACCAGCCGGAACCGGCGAUAGACGUCGUUUCCAGCACGGUCAAACCAUCCAACGAUGACGUGGAACUCGGCCAGGACAUCUUGCAGUGUCCUAUUUGCGCUUUCACCACGUUGAAUAGGUUAAACUUCACCGAGCACUUGACGACGCAUUGCACGACCAAGUGCGACACGCCGGAUUUCGUGAAGUCGGUGCUCAGCCAGCUGUCCAUGCCGCCAGGAUCCUUCCAAGACGAGAACAGAUCGUCGCCGACCCAGGGCGAACGUUCCGAGCAAAUCGGAAGACUGAACUCGCAGGGUAAAGUGAAGACUUUCAGAUGCAAGCAGUGCAACUUCGUGGCUAUCACGAAGCUCGAAUUCUGGGAGCACAGUCGCGGCCACAUCAAGGCCGAGAAGCUGCUCACCUGUCCCAAGUGCCCUUUCGUCACCGAGUACAAGCAUCACCUGGAGUACCACCUGCGCAAUCACUUCGGCUCGAAACCGUUCAAAUGCGACAAGUGUUCCUACUCGUGCGUGAACAAAUCGAUGCUGAAUAGCCACCUCAAGUCCCACUCGAACAUUUAUCAGUACAGAUGCGCCAACUGCUCCUACGCUACCAAGUACUGUCACUCGUUGAAGCUUCAUCUGAGGAAGUACUCGCAUCAGCCGGCGAUGGUGUUGAACGCGGACGGCUCGCCGAACCCGUUGCCCAUCAUCGACGUCUACGGCACCCGACGGGGUCCCAAGCAGAAGUCUAUCAAGUCUCAGGACGACAUCGGUCAGAGCAACAACGCGACGAUCAACAACAACAUGCAGAUCCCGAUGUCGUCGCCUCAGCUCGUGGUUCCGCCUCAGAUCUCGCCGGUCAGUCACCACUUGCCGAUUUACCCUAUGAACGGCAUAAGCAGUGCGAAUACCGCGAACAACGUGACCUCCGCGAGUGGAUUGAACGGCGUCGGGCAGAACCAGUCUGCGAUCGCGUUCUCGUACAAUCAGCUCUUCCCUGGUUUCCCUCUCACGCACUUCUCCACCUUCGAGGAGAGCAGUGCGGAGAAGCAACUGGAUCGAAUAAAGUCUACCACGCUGAUAGACUAUCUGAAGGUGAUAGAAGAGGAGAAGAUGUCGGAGGACAUGCCGCAGGAUCUCGUGGUGAGGUGCGUGAACGGGAGCAAGACGCCGAAUGGUAUCACCGACGAGUCUCUCGACAACGAGGUAUCAAAGAUGAACGAGGUUCCCGUGACGUCCAGUCUGAUGGAUCAGCGGGACAGUAUGUCUACUGAGCCCAAGGCUGCACCCCUGGACCUGAGAAAACCCGACGUGGUCGGUAACGUUCAGAAACCUGCUACCAAUUCACCGAGAGCGACGGGUACCAGCAGACGCAAGGGNAGAGCGGUGAAACUGGACCGCAGAGUGGUCGAGGUGGACACGGACGAGGAACUGCAGCAGCAGCAGCAGCAGCAACAGCUGCAGCAACAACUGCAACAGCCACAGCAGCAAGCGCCGGUGGAACCGGAAGAAUCGUUCGAGCCUCCCGCUGCCAGCAGUCCAGGCUCCCGUGACGAGAAGGACGAGAACGAGCGCAGUCCCGGAGUGAGUAACGAGUUCACUUGCCAAUAUUGCGAGAUCGUGUUCGGUAACGUGGUGAUGUACACCGUGCACAUGGGCUACCACGGCUACAAGGACCCUUACACGUGUAACAUGUGCGGCCAUCAGUGUACCGACAAGGUGUCCUUCUUCCUACACAUCGCCAGGUCGAAGCAUUCGUAG